CUCCGUGACCCACGCCUCGCAGCGCCCGAGCCACGGGUCUCGCCAUGCCGGGUCCGGUGGCCGGUAGCAAGUCCCGUGUGUACGCAGACGUCAACACGCUGAAGAGCCGGGAGUACUGGGACUACGAGGCCCACGUACCCAACUGGAACAACCAGGAGGACUACCAGCUGGUUCGUAAGCUGGGCAGGGGGAAGUACAGCGAAGUGUUCGAGGCCAUCAACAUCACCAACAAUGAGAAGGUGGUUGUUAAGAUCUUGAAGCCGGUCAAGAAGAAGAAGAUCAAACGAGAGAUCAAGAUCCUGGAGAACCUGCGAGGAGGGACCAACAUCAUCCGACUGGUGGACACAGUCAAAGACCCAGUGUCCAGAACUCCGGCGCUCGUCUUUGAAUGCAUCAAUAACACAGACUUCAAGGAGUUGUACCAGAAGUUGACAGAUUAUGAUAUCCGUUUCUAUAUGUAUGAACUACUGAAGGCUCUGGACUACUGUCACAGUAUGGGAAUCAUGCACCGUGACGUCAAACCCCACAAUGUGAUGAUCGACCACCAGUUGAGAAAGCUACGCCUAAUAGACUGGGGUUUGGCAGAGUUCUACCACCCAUCCCAGGAGUACAACGUCAGAGUGGCCUCGCGAUACUUCAAAGGCCCCGAACUCCUGGUGGACUACCAGAUGUACGAUUACAGCCUAGACAUGUGGAGCUUGGGCUGUAUGUUGGCCAGUAUGAUCUUUCAGAAAGAGCCCUUCUUCCACGGACAGGACAACUAUGACCAGUUGGUGCGAAUUGCCAAGGUCCUGGGGACAGACGAGCUGUUCGGAUACCUGCGUAAAUACCACAUUGAACUGGACCCGCGCUUCAAAGACCUGCUGGGACAGCAGAGCAGGAAGCGUUGGGAACAGUUUGUGCAGACGGAGAACCAGCACUUGGUGAGUCCUGAAGCUCUGGACCUGUUGGACAAGCUGCUACGCUACGACCACCAACAGAGACUGACCGCCACAGAGGCCAUGGAGCACCCCUACUUCUACCCAGUCGUAAAGGAACAGUCCCUGUCAAACUCUGACAACAACAUGGUUUCCAGUGGCAACACUACAGCGCGAUGAAACACAGAUGUGGAAGAAGAAGGAUGUUUGUUACCUCAACUUUGUACCCGGUUGUGACAGUAACUUUGACAAGUGUACAGUGACAAUGGAUCAAAGUAACUCUGACCAGUUACACACUCACAGAUAUGUGCAUACGGACACACACACACACACGCAUCAGUGCGAGCACACCUACAUACACAUACACACACACACACACACACAGACAUGUAUACAUACACCCUCCUCCUCUGUAUCAGUCUGUGAUUGGCUUGUACUGGUUCCCUGUCCAGCAGCCUGACCAAUGAGCUUGAAGCUGCUCCCCCAUCGUCCCCCCUCAAAUGGUCUUUGUCCUCCCAGCUCAGUCUCAUGUAGGUCAACAAGGACAAACUACUUUUAAAGACAAUUCAGUCUCUCCUCCUCUCUCUGUCGUCCCUCCAUCCCCUCCUUUAUAUCAGCCCCUCUUUGUUUGCAUCAGCAUGGAGAAUGAUCAGGAGUGUGAGCCUGUACAAGUCCCCCCCACCCCACCCCAACCCGUUCAUCCAUCUGUCUGUCUGCCCCCUCCUCCCUCCUCCCUCCCCAUCAUAUACCCCAACAGACAGACAGACGUCUUAGCACUACUCCAGUUCUGAAAGUGGCAUGGUGGACUCUCUCUAGAUAGAAUGAUGAUGAUGAUAAUAAUAAUAUUAAUGAAAAAUAAAUGAUUUUUAUUUAGAUGAA
Molecule: messenger RNA, 1796 nt
Organism: Toxotes jaculatrix (banded archerfish)
Lineage: Eukaryota; Metazoa; Chordata; Actinopteri; Toxotidae
Gene: csnk2a2b
Product: casein kinase 2, alpha prime polypeptide b
Exons: 12
Coding region: 45-1097 (350 amino acids)
Biological process (GO): protein phosphorylation; regulation of chromosome separation
Cellular component (GO): cytosol; protein kinase CK2 complex; nucleus
Molecular function (GO): protein serine/threonine kinase activity; ATP binding
Source: RefSeq, a predicted model, not a curated record